This is a messenger RNA of Mastomys coucha (southern multimammate mouse), 7703 nucleotides long. RefSeq names its product LDL receptor related protein 8 (gene Lrp8). Bases 205 to 3192 code for a protein of 995 amino acids. Gene Ontology annotation, molecular function: calcium ion binding; protein binding. NCBI's taxonomy places the organism in Eukaryota, Metazoa, Chordata, Mammalia, Rodentia, Muridae. The transcript is spliced from 20 exons. The record is from RefSeq and is a predicted model, not a curated record.
CCGCGCGCCCAGCCUGAGCCCGCCCCGCCGCCGAGCGUCACCGAACCUGCUUGAAAUGCAGCCGGGGAGCCGGGGCGGGCGGCAGCGGUGGUGGUGGCGGCGGCGGCAGCGGCAGCCCCGGCGCCGCGGCAAGGACUUGGCGGGCUGAGACGCGGCGGCGGCGCGGGGGUCUCGGGGCGCGGCGGCCGGAGCCCCGGGCCCGCCAUGGGCCGCCCAGAGUGGGGCGCGCUCCGGCCGCUGGCGUUGUUGCUGCUGCUGCUGCUUCAGCAUCUCUCCGCAGCGGAUCCGCUGCCUGGCGGCCAAGGGCCGGUCAAGGAGUGUGAAGAGGACCAGUUUCGGUGUCGGAACGAGCGCUGCAUCCCCUCGGUGUGGAGAUGCGAUGAGGACAACGACUGCUCGGACAACAGCGACGAAGACGACUGCCCCAAGAGGACCUGCGCAGACAGCGACUUUACCUGUGACAAUGGCCACUGCAUCCCUGAGCGGUGGAAGUGUGAUGGAGAGGAGGAGUGUCCCGAUGGAUCCGACGAAUCAAAGGCCACCUGUUCCACUGAAGAGUGUCCUGCCGAGAAGUUAAGCUGCGGACCCACUAGCCACAAGUGUGUGCCUGCCUCGUGGCGCUGCGACGGAGAGAAGGACUGUGAGGGUGGAGCUGAUGAGGCUGGCUGUCCCACCUUGUGCGCCCCGCACGAGUUCCAGUGCAGCAACCGCUCCUGCCUGGCCUCUGUGUUCGUGUGCGAUGGCGACGAUGACUGCGGCGACGGCAGCGACGAGCGCGGCUGCUCGGACCCGGCCUGCCCGCCCCGCGAGUUCCGCUGUGGAGGAGGCGGCACCUGCAUCCCUGAGCGCUGGGUCUGCGACCGCCAGUUCGACUGCGAGGACCGCUCGGAUGAGGCGGCUGAGCUCUGCGGGCGAGCGGGCCAGGGGACCACGGCCACGCCGGCAGCCUGCGCCCCCACCGCCCAGUUCACCUGCCGCAGCGGCGAGUGCAUACACCUGGGCUGGCGCUGCGAUGGCGACCGCGACUGCAAGGACAAGUCUGACGAGGCCGACUGCUCAGCACCAGGACCGUGCCUCGAGAAUGAGUUCCAGUGUGGGGAUGGGACUUGCGUUCUUGCAAUCAAACGGUGCAACCAGGAGCGGGACUGCCUGGACGGGAGUGAUGAAGCGGGCUGCCUGCAGGAGUCAACUUGUGUGGGUCCCCGCAGAUUUCAGUGUAAGAGUGGCGAGUGCGUGGACGGCGGGAAAGUGUGUGAUGAUCAGAGGGACUGCCGAGACUGGUCGGAUGAGCCUCAGAAAGUGUGUGGGCUGAACGAGUGUCUGCACAAUAAUGGUGGCUGUUCCCACAUCUGCACUGACCUCAAGAUCGGCUUUGAGUGCACAUGCCCGGCAGGCUUCCAGCUCUUGGACCAGAAGACCUGUGGUGACAUUGAUGAAUGCCAGGACCCAGAUGCCUGCAGCCAAAUCUGUGUGAAUUACAAGGGCUACUUUAAGUGCGAAUGCCACCCUGGCUAUGAGAUGGAUACACUGACCAAGAACUGCAAAGCUGUAGCUGGCAAGAGCCCAUCCCUGAUCUUCACGAACCGACACGAGGUACGGAGAAUAGACCUGGUGAAGCGGGACUACUCGCGCCUCAUUCCCAUGCUCAAGAACGUUGUGGCACUGGACGUGGAAGUAGCUACCAAUCGAAUAUACUGGUGUGACCUUUCCUACCGCAAGAUCUACAGCGCCCACAUGGACAAGGCCAGCAUCCCGGACGAGCAGGUGGUCCUCAUUGAUGAGCAGCUGCACUCUCCAGAGGGCCUGGCGGUGGACUGGGUCCAUAAGCACCUCUACUGGACAGACUCAGGCAAUAAGACCAUCUCAGUGGCCACAACCGACGGACGCCGCCGCAGUACUCUCUUCAGCCGUGAGCUCAGUGAGCCCCGAGCCAUUGCCGUUGACCCUCUGCGAGGGUUCAUGUACUGGUCUGACUGGGGUUUCCAGGCCAAGAUUGAGAAGGCUGGGCUCAACGGUGCAGACCGGCAAACGUUGGUUUCAGACAACAUUGAAUGGCCCAAUGGAAUCACCCUGGACUUGCUGAGCCAGCGUUUGUACUGGGUGGACUCCAAGCUGCACCAGCUAUCCAGCAUUGACUUCAGUGGAGGCAACAGAAAGAUGCUGAUUUCCUCCCCUGACUUCCUGAGUCACCCUUUUGGGGUGGCUGUAUUUGAGGACAAGGUAUUCUGGACAGAUCUGGAGAAUGAGGCCAUUUUCAGCGCGAAUCGGCUCAAUGGCCUGGAAAUCGCCAUCCUGGCUGAGAACCUCAAUAACCCACAUGACAUUGUAAUCUUCCAUGAGCUGAAGCAGCCAAAGGCUGCAGAUGCCUGUGAACUGAGUGCCCAGCCUAAUGGCGGCUGUGAAUACCUGUGCCUUCCUGCUCCUCAGAUCUCCAGCCACUCUCCCAAGUACACGUGUGCCUGUCCUGACACAAUGUGGCUGGGCCCAGACAUGAAGAGAUGCUACCGAGCACCUCAGUCUACCUCAACUACAACCUUAGUUUCUGCCAUGACAAGGACAGUACCUGCUACCACAAGAGCCCCUGGGACAACCAUCCACGACCCUACCUACCAGAACCACAGCACAGAGACGCCAAGCCAGACAGCUGCUGGCCCUCACUCAGUUAACGUCCCUAGGGCUCCCAGCACCGUUCCAUCCACCCCGAGCCCUGCAACCAGCAACCACUCCCAGCACUAUGGGAAUGAAGGCAGCCAGAUGGGCUCAACAGUCACCGCUGCUGUCAUUGGGGUCAUCGUGCCCAUAGUGGUAAUAGCCCUACUGUGUAUGAGUGGGUACCUCAUCUGGAGAAACUGGAAGCGGAAGAACACCAAGAGCAUGAAUUUCGACAACCCAGUGUACAGGAAAACAACAGAAGAGGAAGAAGAAGACGAACUUCACAUAGGGAGGACAGCUCAGAUUGGCCAUGUCUAUCCGGCAGCAAUCAGCAGCUAUGAUCGCCCACUGUGGGCAGAGCCCUGUCUUGGGGAGACCAGAGACCUGGAAGACCCAGCCCCUGCCCUCAAGGAGCUUUUUGUCUUGCCGGGAGAACCAAGGUCACAGCUGCACCAACUCCCGAAGAACUCUCUUUCCGAGCUGCCUGUCGUCAAGUGCAAGCGAGUGGCAUUAAGUCUUGAAGAUGAUGGACUGCCCUGAGGAUGGGCCCACCCACUUCGUGCCUCAUGGAGUUCAGUCCUAUGCACUACUCUCUCUGGAUGGUGUGUGAUUGGAUGAAUGCCAUUUCUAUAUAUGGGUCUGUGUGAGUGUGUGAGUGUGUGUGACUUUUUUUAAAUUUAUGUUGCGGAAAGGUAACCACAAAGUUAUGAUGAACUGCAAACAUCCAAAGGAUGUGAAAGUUUUUAUAUGUAUAAUGUUUUAUACACUUUUUAACUGGUUGCACUACCCGUGAAGAAUUCAUGGGACAGCCACUGCUGAGUGACUAACAUGAUGCACAUAACCAAACGGGGCCAAUGGUACAAACUUUACUCAUCAUUUGAAUACAGUAUUUACAGAGGAUGUUUGAUUUGAGAGCUUUUUUAGGUUUGAGGAGCUUGAUUUUUUUGUAAAUAAAAUUAUGCUUUGUGGCUAUCCAUCAACAUAAGUAUAAAAAGAACGAACACUUCAACUCCCUUCCCCAUUUAGAUUAUUUAUUAACAUAUUUCAAAAGUAAGGUUAGCUCUAUAAAUAAUUUAGAGAAGUGAAAGUAUUUAUUUUUGGUAUGAUUGGCCCACUGCACAGACUCUGUGUUUAUGUGUGUGUGUCUGUGUGAGAGAAAAAAUCUGUAGAGAAGAGGCACGCUUAUGACUAUUGCUCAGAUAUAUAAAAACAGUUGCUUUUAAACAGUCCACAAGAGGGAUGUCUAGUUGUCAGAGACACUUCAGAAACUUUGUUCAGAAAACAGAUGCCACAGUUUGUGCAGACAUGCGGCAGGAAAGGUAGAUCUUCACCUCUGGCUAUUCCUGAGGCCCUGAUGAGCCAGCAAAAAGCUUUUCAGUUCCUCUCUGGCUCUCGCGAUGCCCACCUAGGCUUUCUGGUCAGUGUACAGAUUCUGUACAGUGCUACAAGCCCUCAGGAGCUCAAGAGAGCAGAGUCCUUCUUUCAAAACUCAGCUCUUAGUGAGGACUCGGGUCAACUUCAAUAAGCUUUCUUUGAAGCACCUGAAGGCUGAGCCUUUUGAGCAGCCAUUCUCAACCUUUGUGGAUCAAAAGACCCUUUCACAGGGGUCUCCUAAGACCAUUGGAAAACAUAGAUAUUUACGCUAUGAUUCAUAACAGUAGCAAAAUUACAGUUAUGAAGUAGAAAGGAAAGUAAUCUUAUGGUUAGGGGUCAGUACAACAUGAGGAACUGUAUUAAAGUUUUUGAAGCAUCAGGAAGGUUGAGAACCACUGCUCUAGAGCCAAGUGAAUGCAUUCCUAGGGUUCCCAAGUUUACUGUAAGGACUGGCUUAGGCACUGAACCUGAGUCAUGUGAAUGAGGAUGAAGAAUUUGGAAUAGAUUUGGUUACAUCUCUUUCUCAUCCCCUUAUUUUCCACCAUUUUACAUACAUAGGGGAAACAUUUUAAAACAAUAAACACGUUUCUUACCACCGUAUGUUCACAUGGAUAAGACUAAGUCCAACAAGGUGACUACAUCCAAAUUUAUAUUUUGGAGAAAUACCAUGAGAUAUUAUAGCAUAUUGGGCAUGUGUCCACACAAGGAUUUGUUUCACUGCUUUAUAAAUAAAAGGAAAAACUCUGGGUAUUUGUAUAGAACUUUCUUCAUAUGUAACACCUUUACAUUUUCUGAGCCUUGGGGGUGGGGUGGGAGAAAUGCCACUUUCUGACUGUGGAAUCCACUUUUGUAAACAUAAACCAUAGUCCCAGAAGGAAUUCGGUCCCCACUAGCUUUCUCUUUCAAUGUGUGGUCUUUCCGUGACUCUGGCUGUUCGACACUUCACUCCAGCCGAAUGAUCAGGGACAAGUACAACACAGGUGUUUGGCUUAAGUGAUGGCAGACUAAUGCCUACAGUUGACCUAACUGGAAUUCGACGUUUGAGACAUAUGUUUCCGUGUUCCCACACACCCUCUUCCCCCAAACCAGUGAAGCUUGAAUGGCUCACCUGCUUGAUGCCCUUUCAGCUUCCAGGCAGACCAUCUUGGAGACCUGUCAUCCUGUUCCUAGGAACUUGUUCUAUGUCACUCAUGGUUUCCUAACCUUUAAAACAUGGCUGUGUUCCAAGCUUGGCCAUUAUGUCUGACAACUUCUUUUUGGUAUGCAUGUGUUGAUGGUCUUGAGACACACAGUGAAUAAAUGCAGCUGAUUCCUGAUCCAUUCCAAAUGGUCUCAAGGACAGGUAGCCAAGCCCCCAGGAGCUUGCCUGUCACUAUUCAUCCAAAAUGGAAAGGAAAAUCAAUUUGACUGAAGAAAAAUGUUGGAUGUGAAAUCAUCAACAUUUACACAAGACAGACUUGUGUACAUUUUUUUUUCUUUAAUCUGCCUCCAAGGAAACUAAAAUGGUGAUAGUGCAUAGUUUCUGAACUUUUAGUUAGAGCCUAGCCUUCACAACAAGGUUGAAACAUACGGUCUAGGGUUUCCAAAAGAUGAUUAAAUUCAUAUCAGAAAUACCACGUUUCCUGAAUGUGCUACAGCUGCAGUCUGAAAGCAACCUACAGUAAACAGGCAAAUCCAGGGAUGGCUAGAGAGCAGAAGCACUCUGAGAGGGCAGACAGACUUCCUCCUAUCCUUGGAAACUUUUUGAGCCUCAUUCUGAGGUGUAAUUCAGAUCUUCUGUUGCCUUUUGCCUCUGCCUAUGCAUCCACAGCCCAUAACAGCCAGAAGAAAGCUUAGUGAUAAACCAAGAGGACAGAAAAUGCAACAAACUACUUACUAAAAUGAAGCCAACUCCUCCCUCCUCUAGAAGACAACUCUGGGUGGUCUGAACAGGUCUCAGACCUGCUUCCUCCCCAACAGGUGUCUGCCCAGUGGACUGAAGGCACUAACAGAAACGAUCUUCCUGAAACAAGAAACUACAACUUGUCUACUCUUCAGAAUGUGUGUGCACAGAGAGGGACAGACAGACAGCUUCUGACUUGAGUAAGAAGAAUGAGACGUGAUUUAAACUGAUGGCAGUGAAUACUGCUGAAUCCUGCAGUUAUUCUCAUAUCUUAGCAACAUACUGUAAAACUAUUCACUAGCUGCUGUGUGCCAGGCUUUGCAAAUGUCACAUGUCAAUUCAAUGUUUUUCACCCUUUCAGAAUUCACAGCAGUACAUUUGGAUACAAAAAGAAAAAAAAAGAAAAGAAGUAGAUUUAACUUAGACUACUCCCAAGGCACAACAAAAGAGAUGGGCCAUUUUACUUGAAGAGAUGAAAAAAUUAGGUCUACACCGAAAUGACCCAAAGCUAAGGUCUUAAAAAUUAAAAAGUGGUGAUCAGGCUGCUUCUGUGAGAAGAGAGAGUAGGCUAAGACUGGGGAGUGAAUCAGCAGCAGGACUUUUAAGGGAAACACAUAGUUCAAGAACUUUAGGAGGGUUGGCACGAUGUGAAGCUAGAUGGAAAGACGAGUUCUACAGGAGCACUUUAUAAAGUAAUGCCUGAUAUAAGCAAGCAGACAUUUCUUUGGUUGGUUCCUGUGUGCAAGGCAUCAUGGGAAACACCCUGCCAGCACUUGGCAGGCAUUAUUCCACCUCAAGCUUUCCAGUGGCCACAGAGAAGUGACUUUUAUUUAUUUGAGCCAGAGGUUUUGAUACUGAAGCUAAUGGAAGGGGUUUUCAACAGAAGCACGCCAUGUUGCCAAGCACCUGUGAGAGAUUCUCACCCAGGAAGAAGAGAACAAGAAAAUAAAGAUACGGAAUCUGGAGAGGGUACCCCAGUCACACUACAGUUGGGUGCUAUUGAGUGGAGGAGAAAACAAUUCUAAUCCCACAGCACAAGGACAUUCCUGUCCCGCCACACUCCCACCAUUGCACGAACAUCAGCAGUCAGUAGUUUCAAAUUAUGUCAUUUCCUUUCCCAUAAAUGCAUGAAGAUAGGGAGUCGGUCUCCUUACACCAUAUUUUUAGGGUACUUGGGAGUUUCCAGGAUGUGAAGAUUUUAGAAGGUGGAGGAAAUUACGGCUUCAACUUUUUUCAGUUAACUAAAGGAAGCUUCAUUCUAGCCAGGCACCAUGUGCACAGUCUUAAGAAAUCAGCAGGAACUGCAUUUGCAAACACAUGUUGUAAAAAAUUAAUUUUAAAAAAGCUACCUGUAUAAAUAUAAAUAUAUAUAUAUUUAAAGACAAGGUUUUGAUACUUUUUUUUAAACAAAAACUACAAGAGAAGACUGUACAAAUCACAGGCUUUUAAAAUAACAUUUUGUUCUCUACAAGUUGUUAAUGUGAGGGGUAAGGUACUGGUUUGCAAACUCAUGCUAUCCAAAUGGAUUUUCUUGUCACCCCACCCUCCAAAUUACUGUAUUUGGUGUAAUAGUAGGGCAUGUUAAAUUAUUGGGUCACAUUAACCAUUUCUGCUCUUGUCAUGUCAUUCUGGGUUCCGUUAGCUCCCAUACUUGGCAAUCCAGCUUCUUCCAGAGGCAAAGGGGCUGAAGGAAGUGUGCUCCAUUUCACUAGCUGUACUGACAUCAUCCAAAUAUGGACAUUUGUAAAAUCAGUACACUAUUUCUAGAGAGAUUAAAUUCAUUUUUUAAAAUCUG